AUGCCCCGCGUAGCAAAUCCUAAGCAUCGCCGCUCAAAUGGCGCAUCAACCCCUCACAAGAACUCGCCUAUGAAGAUCCCUUUGAACGAUGACACAGGGGAAAAGGCCGCCCGUUUGGAGGCCCGACAAGCCCGCCAUGACCGCCAGAUGGAUCAGAUCAAGGCUGCUGUCAAGACGCCAAUGCCUCCUCGACGAUACACAUAUGACCGCGCUUCGAGUAUGAGUCCCGGUACCCCUAGGGGAUCAGGACACCGCGGACGAGAGAGCGAUGCUGAUGGACGACGAGCGGUGACCCCAAUGAAACGGGUCCCUAUCUUGGCAAACUUCGAGGAAUGGAUGAAGAUGGCCACGGACAACAAGAUCAAUGCGAACAACUCCUGGAACUUUGCCCUGAUUGACUACUUCCAUGAUAUGUCUCUGCUCAAGGAAGGCGAUGGUGUCAACUUUCAGAAGGCCAGCUGCACGCUCGAUGGCUGCGUAAAGAUUUAUACGAGCAGAGUCGACAGCGUCGCGACGGAAACAGGUAAACUGCUGAGUGGGCUGGCGGACAGCCGUGAGAAGCGGGCCCGCGACACUGGCGCGGACGGUGAGGGUGCCGAUGACGAGGACGACGAGGAAGGGGAAGAUGGAACCACGAGAAAGUCGCGGAGAAAGGCCCAGAGAACACAUGAGGCUACUCUUGCGCCUUCCUUUGCCGCGCUUCAGUUGAAAAAGUUUGAACUCGAAUUCUCAGUUGACCCGUUGUUCAAAAAAGCGUCCGCAGAUUUCGACGAGGGAGGGGCAAAAGGCUUGCUCCUGAAUCACUUGUCGAUAGAUGGGCAAGGACGUAUCGUCUUUGACAGCAGCGACGACGCUGUCGAGGAAAGUCCGAAUGACGCGGACAAUACUCGCGAAGACUCGGAGGAUCCUGAACGCCCGAAGUCGUCUUCACCAGUUCCGAAGCGAUCUUCUGAUGAAGCUUUUGAGGACGUUGAGAUUGAUAUAACGCCACUAGCGAACCAAUUUUUCCCCGAUUUGGCGCGCCUCGAGGAGCAGGAUAUCUGUCCGUCCCUCAAGAACUUCGACCUUGGCGAUCCCACUGGGUCGCUCGACAUCCCCUUCCUCAAGGCCCCUGAAGAAUGGCGCAACGAGAAAGGCAAUGAGGACGGACGAAGCGUAAACGAUGCCUCUGGGAUCAUGCUCGACGACGACAACGCUGUCGGCUUUGAUGACGACGAUGGUACUCUCGCUGGAUUCGAUCUUAGUGAAGAUGCCGGAUUCGGUGAUGGGGGUGAGGCAUGGGCCCGUGAGGCUGCCCUGGAGCCAAUGUUAAAAGUCCAUCGCAUCGACCGUGAUGGUGAUCAGAAUCAGGACGGCGACGAGGCAAUGGACGAUGAGGAUGGGUAUGCUAUAUCGCUUACUCAUCAACCAGAUAAGCGUGACCAUGAGAACAUUCUCAGCUAUUUUGACAAUGCACUCCAGAAGAACUGGGCGGGCCCUGAGCAUUGGAAGAUUCGGCGUAUCAAGGAACACGCGGCUGCCAGCUCUGCAAGUGCUGCGCCGAAGCAGCGGAAGGAAAAGGAGCCGUUUGAAAUCGACUUCGCGGCACCUCUUGAUUCAACCGUUGCUGAAUUGAUUUAUACCCCGGCUAGUUCCAACUCCACCAUUUCCCUACCCAAGACACAGUGGAGAACCAAAGGGCGGAAUUUGCUACCAGACGACAAACACUUCAACUCCAGACAGCUACUCCGUCUCUUCCUCAAGCCUAAGGCUCGCAUGGGCUCAAAGAAACUGGUGGGCCUACGUCAAUUCAACAGCCGACGACAGGACCGUACCGCGGGUAAUGGGGAAAUGGAUGAGGCCUUCUGGGCCAGUCGCAAGCAGGAGGAGGAGGCGGCUGCCGACGAAGAUGCUGCCCCUGGCGCGUAUGAUGCCGAUUUCUUCGCGGACGACGAUGGUCUCGCGUUCCCGAACGGGCUCGGUAUCGCCGACGAUGACGACGACAACCUGCCCUUUGCAGAUGCGAGAGAGAUGUUGUCCCCGCCAGCUGAUGGAGCUCCAGGCACAACAGCAGGGGAUGCAGGAGGAGCUACGGGUAUUGCUGCUCUCCUCAACAUGGUAGGGGCGACGCCCAAGCCGGGCGCUGGGGGCUUUGGCUCACAAUUGGUGACACAAGGCGGACGGCGAGCGCGACCUGAAUACGUUGCCUAUGCAAGAGUCGCCAAGAAGAUCGACGUGCGGAGACUGAAGCAAGAGAUGUGGAAGGGCAUGGGCGAAAGGUUGAUUGCAUCCACAGAAUUUGAUUCCACACAACAAGCAAGCGCUGGGAACGAUGUCAAUGGAGUACAAAACGAAGAGACCGAGCCUGAUGCACCGCCAACACCCACCCCCCAGAGACCACAGCCGGCCGAAGACUCGGAAGGGCUGAAAGAAGAUCGUCGGUUGCGAUUCACACAGAUCAUGAAUUCCCUCAAAAAAGUCUAUCCGCCAGAGAAGCUACGUGACAUCAGCACCUCUUUUGGCUUUAUCUGUCUUCUCCACUUGGCCAACGAGCAAGGUCUCAUCUUGCAAAACGAUGGUCUGUCCGAGGGCGUUGGCGCGGGUUCAUUAGAAGAGAUUUAUGUUGCCAAAGACGCGAAUGCCGUUAUUGACGAAGCGUCUGCUUGA
Molecule: messenger RNA, 2646 nt
Organism: Aspergillus pseudoviridinutans
Lineage: Eukaryota; Fungi; Ascomycota; Eurotiomycetes; Eurotiales; Aspergillaceae
Product: condensin subunit BRN1
Exons: 3
Coding region: 1-2646 (881 amino acids)
Biological process (GO): mitotic chromosome condensation
Cellular component (GO): condensin complex
Molecular function (GO): chromatin binding
Source: RefSeq, a predicted model, not a curated record